ACUCGCACACUGGAGGGCAUUAUGGGAGUGACGUCAGGCCGGUGAUGUCACAAUUCCCUCCAUGAUGGCUGCCGGUGCAAUGUUGUCACCAAGAACCUUCCUCCUCUCCCCGGCUCUUCUAUACCAUCUGCCCUCAAGAUGCCUGUCAACAUCCCACAGCAGCCAACAGAAGGAUGGCUGGUUCAACAAGCUGCUGGUGAGGAAGAUUGAGCCCACCAAGGAGUCCCACUCUCGUAUGCUGUCAGACAAGGAGGUCAUCUUUGAGCUACAGACACACAACAUCAAGCCUGGCACAAGCAAAGAAUACCUUAAGAACUAUGAGGAGUAUGUCAAGGGAGUAAAGGACAAAGGAGACCUUAGCAACAUGGAGCUUCAUGGAUCGUGGACAGUGUCGGUGGGAGACCAGGACCAGUGUGUGCAUCUGUGGAAACAUGCCGGAGGUUACCGAGCCAUCGAUGCCUCCAACUCAGUUAUAGCCACAGACAAUGACCUCUCAAAAUUGGUCCAGGACAGAAAUCAAUACCUUCGACAACGCACAAAUCAGUUCCUUCUUCCCUUUAGCUUUUGGCCGCCAGUCACUCCACGCGAAGGAGGAAAUAUAUACGAGAUUCGCUCAUACUUUCUCAAGCCGGGCACCAUGAUUGAGUGGGGCAACAACUGGUCAAGGGCAAUCCACUUCCGCCAAGCUAACAAUGAAGCAUUUGGCGGAUUUUUCUCUCAGGUCGGGCGCCUGUACAAUGUCCAUCACAUCUGGUGCUAUAGCUCUCUGGAGGGGAGGAAGGAGGCACGUGAGAAUGCUUGGCGCCACCCAGGCUGGGAUGAAGUUGUGGCCUACACUGUGCCGCUAAUCAAGGAGAUGCACGCCAGGAUCCUCGUGCCAAACUACUUCUCCCCAGCGCAGUAGUCACCACAGAUGCACACACACACAUUCAGUCAGACUCACACACACACUGUCAGGCCUGCUCACCACCAUCACUAUUGCUGCCACCUUGGGAGUGCAUAGAAUUUGAUGUGAAUUCCUGUGACCUAAGAAAGAUUCAAUUGCCCCAGUUUGCCCUAGAUUGUUUUGUAUAUAUAUAUAUAUAUAUAUAUAUAUAUAUAUAUAUAUAUAUAUAUAUAUAUAUAUAUAUAUAUAUAUAUAUAUAUAUAUGGUACUACAUCAAACACAAAAGUAGAGAAGGAAACUGAGUUUGUAAGUCAAAAGUAAGAUCAUUAGUUAUAAGUUGUUGAUCAGUUCCCAGUCAAUGCUACUCUACCAUCAAGAGUUGCUUCCAGAUAACAUGGAUCCUAAUUCUCACAUGUUUGUCACAUUAUCCUAACUACUUCCAAUAGAUUGCAUUGGAAGUUAUUGUGGUUUCAAAAGUGUUUUCACAAUUCUAAUGUUAGUUUGAUGAGGAUCCUGCACUAUCAGUUGGAGAAAAUACCUUGAAAACCUAUCUAACUAUGCCUGUGGUCUUUGAAAAAUAGCCAUGAUUCAAAGACACAGCAUUUAAGAAUACAAGUGCUUAUAUGAUGUGUGGUGUGUGAUUGUAAGUGUCGUUGUGCUUGUGUUAGAGAAGACUAGUUCUUGUACUGGAGGAGCCUCGGUUGUUCCUAGUGUGUAGUGUUAAUGAAUUGGGUAUAUUGUGUCAGGUGGUACUAGAGCAAUAUAAGAUGACAAAACUGUACAGCUUGUGUAUAGGCAUCUACUUGGUUUGUGUAUGUAUGUAUGUAUCAUAGAUCAUGUGGGUUGCAUUCAAUUGCUCAGUGAAAUCUUUAUCAAGGCCUGUAAACUUAAUGUACAUUUUGUUUUAUAGACUUCCACUUUAAUGGGAGAGAGGCUGAUGUUGGUAUUAUAUGUAAAUGUUAAAAAAAAAAAAAUGGUGUUAAGUACCACUAAACAAAACCUGUUCAGAUGUUUUUGCUACUUUUGUAAUGACUAAGUACAUACACUUGUCUACAGCCUUGUUGAGUGUACAUGGAUCUGUAUCUUGGUAAAUGUUAGUUUGACGGUUGAACUAUAGCAACAGUAUUGUUUUUGUUUUCUCAUUUAAUUUUUUUUUUUCCAUUUUAUGUUAAUAUUCAGGAAAAGAGUUGAGUUUUGCAAGUGUUAAAACAUUGUCAGAUUUCUGUUCUAUUUCUUAUUCUUGCUUGUGUGGAGAGAGAGAGAGAGAGAGAGAUGGUAUUUAAUUUGAAGACAGUUGCACUUUAAAUGCAUGGUACUCUGUGCAUUUUUAUGUAUAUGUGAGGGAAUGAGAAAAAUGAGAUGUUUACAGUAUUUACUGUAUGUAUGGUGUAUGGUACAGUUGAAAGUAAUGGUCUACUGCAAAGUAUAUGUAGUAUCAAUAUGUAUACUUUGAGUGUAUUGUUCUUGUGUGGCACUGGUGACCAACUCUCCCUGGGGCAGCGAGGGACAGCGCUUGAGUUAAACAAAAAAUCGGAAAAAAAAACUGAAUAAAAAGGAAAUAAAUAGUUAGCUGGUUGGAUAAUGAUGGUGAUGUGAUAAAGCAUUGUAUAUUUCUCUGUAUCUAUAAAAUUGACCAGUAACCUUU
Messenger RNA from Portunus trituberculatus (swimming crab), 2531 nucleotides. RefSeq names its product protein NipSnap-like (gene Nipsnap). The transcript is spliced from 6 exons. Gene Ontology annotation, cellular component: mitochondrion. Bases 62 to 904 code for a protein of 280 amino acids. The record is from RefSeq and is a predicted model, not a curated record. NCBI's taxonomy places the organism in Eukaryota, Metazoa, Arthropoda, Malacostraca, Decapoda, Portunidae.